AUGGCUCCUAGAGCGUAAGGGGAUGCUCAAACCUUGAAGCCUGACUGCUCGGAAGUAGGGAAGGAUGCUAGCGGCACAGAGAACAAUCAGAUGGACACAUACAAGCGUCGAUUUCCCACGCCUCACCAGAUUCACUCUGCAGGCACCCAAAAGUGUAGAGGUGGAAUAUGCCAAUGGUAGCAAGUUUAAUCUGUCAUCUGAAUUUUUGAGAAUACAUAGUCCAGCUGUUGAUGGGAAAGUUAGGUCAAUUGGAGGCGAGAAGGUGAUUUUUGGGCGGCGGCAUGUGGGUGUCAUGUCUGCAGAACCUGUAGGAAACUAUGGGUUAAGGAUAGUAUUUGAUGAUUUGCAUAAAACUGGGAUCUAUACAUGGGAUUAUUUUUAUCAUCUUGGUAGCAAUAAGUUUACCCUGAUGAGAAAUUAUAUCAAAACACUAAGGAAGCAUGGACUCAGCCGGGAUCCACCUAAAAGAAAAUGAUGGAGACUUGAUUUUGAUCAUCCCAGUUGAUUCCUUAAUCCAUGUUGGGUGAUGAUCACAAAGCUGACUCAAAGUUGGUUAAAGAUUUCCUUCAUACACCUGGCGCUGAAGUUCUAAUAUCAUCCAGGAUUUAAAGCCAUGGAAGCAUUGUUUAUGGAAGAUCAGUAAGGGUCUGGAAAUGAAAUACAACUCUUUUACUCAUUUUGAAGUUUUAUGCUUUUAAGCCAAUUUUUCUGGCCAAAUGCUAACUUUUAAUUUGGUUGUCUGCUUGAAAUUUUUACACUCUCUUGUUGAACAGAAAAUCAAUCAGAAAAAAGUACAAAUGAUUGUUAUUUUUCA
Messenger RNA from Hevea brasiliensis (rubber tree), 814 nucleotides. RefSeq lists its product as uncharacterized. NCBI's taxonomy places the organism in Eukaryota, Viridiplantae, Streptophyta, Magnoliopsida, Malpighiales, Euphorbiaceae. The record is from RefSeq and is a predicted model, not a curated record. The transcript has 4 exons. The coding region runs from base 65 to 475 and encodes 136 amino acids.